CAGCAUGUCUACCCCCGUGUCCCCGUCCCCCUCCCUCUCCCCCUGACCCUGGCCUCCCCCGGGGCCCUCCCCCCUGCCCUCCCCCCUCUCUCCCCCCCUCCCAGGGUGCCAGUGUUCCAGAGAAAGGGGGCGCUGAAACAUAAGAGGAUCAUCGAGGUCAAGGACCACCAGUUCACCGCUCGCUUCUUCAAACAGCCCACCUUCUGCAGCCACUGCACCGACUUCAUCUGGUAAAUACACACACACCACAGCUAAAUACACACACAGCUAAAUACACACACAGCUAAAUACACACAACAGAAAACAUGCUUCACUAGUUCCCAGCUCGCCUCUGCAAACAACCCACAAACUGCAGCCCCUGCACAACCUUCACCUGGAAACCCACAUUUACACACACAUUAUGCAUCUGCAGAAACCCACAUUUACACACACAUUAUGCAUCUGCAGAAACCCACACUUACAAACACUCCAGGUCUCCAUAGUUCACUGGCCACCUCUUCAAACUUCCCACUAACUCUCAAACUGCAGCCACUGCACAAACUUAAUCUGGUUGAAACACACACAGUAACACACAUGCUCACACAGUCACAUACAUGACCCAAGACUGUUUGGAAGUCUCACGUACAGUAUGCUCAUUCUGGCAGACACAACCAAAGCAGGGCAGUGUAGAAUCUGUGUGUGCACGUCUCUGUGCGUGCACGUGUGGACAUAUUGUGGAGAGGGCAGGCUGAGUGUAGACCUCUCCUCUUGCCAACAGCCACUGGGAAGUUCUCAGGACAUUUCAGUGAACGACUGUCAUGGCAACAGUAUGGUUAUUUAACAAAGGGAAAAGAUAGAUAGAUACGUUAGCUCUCUCUUAGAUAGAUUUAGGGUUGGUUGUUUAAAAAUACACAUCACAAAAAUACCAUAUAACUCCAGACAGCAGUCUUACACACGAGUUACAGGCAUCUCUCCAUCUCUCCAUCUCUCCAUCUCUCCCUGUGGAGAUUCUAUUGGUUUCCUACAAUAGGCAUGAUAAAAGAGAUCAGUGCUACACAGUUAAAUCAUAUCCUCUAGGGCUGUAUACUAUUGAAAACAAAGACCAGGGGAUUGAAAGGAGACUUUCUAUUGUCAAUAUUCUGUCUGCAGGGCCUUUGUCAAAACUUCACAAGGUCUCCUCUCCAUUCCCCUGGUACUGGAAUAGAUCGCUACACAUUAUCAUAUGAUAGUCAUGUGCAUGUGGUUGAUGUAUGGCUGAAUAAAUAGAUAUCUAUAUUUAAUAUAAUAUGAUUCUCCAGAUAGAUGCUUUUGGCUUGUCUUCUCUCCUGUCAUCCUAUGACCAUCAGGUGGUGCUGUUUGACCUGUCAUAAUGUAGCUCUGCCUCUCUGGCACUCUCUGGUGGACAGUACAAAGAACUGUCAUAGUACUGAACCACCUCGAGUGGUUUACACUCCUCAUCGUCUUUCCUUGAUCUGUGCUGAUAUGGAAACACUGCAGAGGUGAAACCAAUAUGGCGGAUGUCAUUUCCCCUCCUUCACUAGGUCACUAGCCUGUCGCUGUCACACAGUGCAGAUGAAGGAGAGGAGAGGAGGAGAUGAGACAUCUCUCAGUGACUAUUGACAUGAACCUGGGGGGGGGGUUACUUCAGUGUGAUCCUCAAGGGCCCUCUCUCUGUAGAGUGUUGUUCUCCCGCCUCUCUGCUGCUUACCUUUUAAUCAGCAGCUGAUUCACAGCCAGGAAACUGGCUGAGUGGACUCUUUAGCCAAUCAAUGACUUUCAUUAUUCAAUUAAGAUCUAAGGAGACAGGAAAGCAGCAGACACUGCAACUCUGGAGGAGGAGGAGGGGGAGGAGGGGGGGAGGAGGAGGAAGAGGAGGAGGAGGAGGAAGGGCGUGAGGAGUGGGUGAGGAGGAGGGAGGAGGGGGGGGUGAGGAGGGGGUGUUUGGUAUGUGUGUGAGAGAGACAAUAAAACACCGCCCCUCUCUCCUAGUUGACCUGAUCAGCACUACAGUCAGUGUAGUAAUCUAUAGAGAUGUCCUUCAGCACACUCUCAGGCAUUCUCACUGUAUUGCUGCUGUUUUAUUCUAGAAAAGCCGUUACAAGGACAUGUAUUUGCCACAACACCCUGCUUGGCGGUUUCUGCUGACAAAGGCUUUAUGGCCCAAAUGCUUCCUUGUCGACUGCUGUUAUGAGAUAGAACAAAAGAAGGAGCCUUAUCUAUAAGUGCUAUAGCCAUCUUGAUUUGUUAACAUUGGAUUAUUUGUGGGUUACAGCACUGCACCCAAUGAUGCAUAUCUUUCUGUUCAGGCCCAUCUGCUCAUCUUCUACUGAGCAGGCCAGUCCUUUCAGUUGUGUGGUAUGGAAGAUCACUGAUGGUUUCUGUGUGUGGUUGAUGUGUGUUGUGUUAUGGGUUUGUUCCACACAGGGGAAUUGGAAAGCAGGGAUUUCAAUGUCAAGGUAAGGAUUAUUGGAUCAUAAGUAAUCAUUAAUCAAUGUUUUUGGGGGGAUUACACAUUUUACAAAUGCAUUUGUCAAAGGACGUUAACAGCAAUUAUAGGCCUUAACCCCUAAGAGCAAGCCAAGGCAAUAUUAUCCUAGUGAAGAAUCUAGAUGACAUUCAGCAGUUUGUUUUUUUAUUUGACAAAGACUAGAACACACACAUUUUCCACAUUAUUCUUAUAAUCAGAUUAGGUUUUUAUAAACAGGGAUCAAAUGGAUUUGGAUGUAAUAAUGUGUUGACUGGCUUUCUGCUCUGUGUUUUGUGGCAGUGUGCAGUUUCUCUGUCCACAAGCGAUGUCACGAGUAUGUAACGUUCACCUGUCCUGGAGCCCCCACCGCUCCUACAGAAGUGAGUAUCUUCCCCCUUCUCCCACACUCACCCCUCCCUCUCUCCUUCCCUCCCUCCUUCCCUCCCUCACUCGCUCAUCCAUCCAUCAUUCCACACAGCCACACACACACACACACACACACACACACACACACACACCUGUCCCUCUGUCUGUCAUUCCUCCACUCCGCCUUUACUGUCAUUCAUCCUUAUAUAGAUCUUUACAUCUCUCCAACCAUCCAUCCCUCCACUCCACACUUCCCCUUUUCAGGCUACUCCCUCACUCCUCCCUUUCUGUCGCCAAUCCAUCCAGAAAGAAGAAGAGAAAGAGAGAGAAUGACAGGGAGAAGAUAAAACAAAGAGGAUGGAGGAGGAGUGAGAGGGGGAGGGAGAGAGACAGGAAGACUGAGAGACACGAGCAGAGGUAGAGAGGGUGAACAGAUUGCUCUCUCUCUCUGUCUCUCUUUGGGAUUUCAAAGAGAUUUGUCUUUUUUCAGACUUUUAUCUGCCAGCUAAAUAAACUGGAUCAGAAAUGAGGUCAAAGAGAGAGAGAGAGAGAGGAGGAGGGAGUGUGUGUGUGUGGGGGGGGGGGGGGGGGGGGGGUGCGUGCGCAUGCGAGUGUGUGUGCACAAAUGCGUGUAAGUGUGUGUGCGAGGGAGAAAGAUUGACAGGGCGGAAUUGGGAGGAAGUGCUUGGCUCAGAAACUGCCUGAUGGAGAGAGAGCGAGAGUUGGCAGAGAAUGAAAGAGGCGGAGGGUGUUCUCAAAGUAAAGCUCAAAGGGUGUGAGAUGGGGUUUGGGGAGUAGAGAGGAAGAGGAAGACAGACAUUUAGAGGGGGGGGGGGGGGGGUGGAGGGGGGAAGAAACUGAUAAGCUGAAAAGCAGAUAGAGAUGAUUCAGCCUUCUCCACACACACCCUUCCCCAGGAAUACAUUUCAUUAACAUAUCUAACUCUCUUCCCAGCAGAGAAAUGUAAUUGGUUGCCAUGAAUAUACCACUCUCCAUCUCUCCCUCGUUUCUCCUUGUUUCUCCCCGUUUAUCACAACACGUAAACAUGGGGAUGUUCCUCUCUCAAUGACUUACUGCCCCAUGUCUGUCUGUCCCUUUGUAUGUAUAUCUCUCUGUCUCUCUCUGUCUGUCUGUCUGUCUCUAUCUCUGUCUGUCUGUCUCUGUCUGUCUGUCUCUCUCUGUCUCUGUCCGUCUGUCCGUCCAUCCGUCCCUGUCUGUCUCUUUCUCUCUCUCAGGACUUGAAGAGUAAACACAGAUUUAGACCUCAGACCUACACCUCUCCAACGUUCUGUGAUCACUGUGGUUCUCUGCUCUAUGGCCUUAUCCAACAGGGCAUGAAAUGCUCCUGUAAGUAACCAGAAGUUCUGUUUUAAGUUUUAUUAGCCGUAUGUACGGUAUACACAUGGUAUAUACCAUCCAACAAAAUGCUUACUUGCAGGUUCCUUUACAAUGCAACACCAAUCAGAAAUAAGAAAAUAUAAAAAUAUGAACAUAAAGUAAAUGGCUCAAUAGAAUAUAAUAUAUUUUUGAGCAUAAGUAUAAUACAGGAAGGCACAAUUUAUAGUCCAAUAUUUACAUGUGUUUUGGGGAACGGGGGAUUGGGGGACAAGUGUUUAAAUUGUGCAGUAUUUAGCAAUCAUAAUAAGAGCAGCAGUUGUGAUGUGUGUGUGUAGCAUGAAUGUACAAUAUAAGUGUGUGUUUGUUUUCCUCCCACAUGUGUUAUUAUCUCUUUGUGUGUGUGUGUGUGUGUGCUUGUGUUGGUGCGUGCCUGCGUGCACACUUGUGUGCGUGUACUACAGGUUGUGAGAUGAAUGUCCACAAGCGUUGUGAGAGUCUGGUGCCCAGCCUGUGUGGUCAAGAUCAUACAGAAAAGAGAGGCAGGAUCCACCUGACCGUCCGGGGAGAGAAUGAGGACAUCUUCAUCACAGGUCAGUACUAAGAGUCUAGAAGAGUUGUCCCUAACCACUGAUAGAGACAGGGUUUCAUACGAGCCCAGUGUAGCUCAGUUGGUAGAGCAUGGCGCUUGCAACGCCAGGGUUGUGGGUUCGUUUCCCAUGGGGGGUCAGUAUGAAAAUGUAUGCACUCACUAACUGUAAGUCGCUCUGGAUAAGAGCGUCUGCUAAAUGACUAAAAUGUAAAACGUUUACAUGCCUCUGUCACCCUACCAUUAGCACUGUCCGGUACUGACCACUAGGGGGAGUUGGUGAGCUGCAUACAGGCACACACUCCCACAAGUAAUGCUCUCUAUGGUGCAGCUACAGAUGCCAUAUCUUAAUUUGAUCAUCCUGUUGUUGCAGGAAUUUUCAUGCACAGCAGGAAAUGCAAACUUGUAGUGUUUCCAAGGUUUAAAAAGGCUUCUAAAGUUUGUAAUUUCCACUUUAAAAUGUCAGACUUGAUUUGCCCUAAUACAAUUUGUAUCAUCCCCUACAACAAAAUGUACAUUGAUUAUAAUCCACAUAUUAAUUCACAUUUCCUGUUGCUGCAGGAUUAUUUUCCUGCUGUGAUAAAAUUAAGAUAAGGCAUCUGUAUGGCCAUCUAUGCUAUCCAUUGUCUGACUCUCUCUCUCUCUCUCUCUCUCUCUCUCUCUCUCUCUCUCUCUCUCUCAUCUCUCUCUCUCUCUCUCUCUCCCUCUCUCUCUCCCUCUCUCCCUCCAUCCCCCUCUCUCCCCCUCAGUGCGGGAGGCUCGUAACCUGAUCCCCAUGGACCCCAACGGUCUGUCUGACCCUUACGUGAAGCUCAAGCUCAUCCCUGACCCCAAGAGCCAGAGCAAACAGAAGACCAAGACUAUCCGCUCCACACUCAACCCUGUCUGGAACGAGAGCUUCACCUUGUGAGUGUGUGUGACGAUGUGUGUGUGUGACGAUGUGUGUGUGUGUGUGUGUGUGUGUACCAGUAGUUCUGGGAACUAUGCACAGCGAACUAGAUUUGUGUUUGCCGCAGGAGCUUUAGCUCAGUGGGCUAACGUGGUCUUGAGGCAUACAGAUGACUGGAGGUUGGAUACCUGGUCGGUAACCUCUUUCUCUCCCCAUCUCUCGCCCCAGCUCGGUGCGCGGGCGGCAGUGGGAUCGUCGUCUGUCGGUGGAGGUGUGGGAUUGGGACCGUACGUCUCGGAAUGACUUCAUGGGAUCGCUGUCGUUCGGAGUGAGCGAGAUAUUCCGUCACUCAGUCAGCGGCUGGUUCAAACUGCUGGACCAGGAUGAGGGAGAGUACUACAACAUGCCUGUCCCUGACGAAAAUGUAAGACAUACACUCAGGCAGGGGAUUAUGGGUAGUGUAGUUAGAGUUAUAGAAUACAUAUAUUAUAUAUAACUAUUGUUAUAUAUACAGUUGAAUUCGGAAGUUUACAUACACUUAGGUUGGAGUCAUUAAAACUCGUUUUGGCAAGUCGGUUAGGAAAUUUUUCCAACAAUUGUUUACAGACAGAUUAUUUCACUUGUAAUUCACUGUAUCACAAUUCCAGUGGGUCAGAAGUUUAUAUACACUAAGUUGACUGUGCCUUUAAACAGCUUGGAAAAUGCCAGGAGAUGAUGUCAUGGCUUUAGAAGCUUCUGAUAGGCUAAUUGACAUCAUUUGAGUCAAUUGGAGGUGUACCUGUGGAUGUAUUUCAAGGCCUACCUUCAAACUCAGUGCCUCUUUGCUUGACAUCAUGGCAAAAAAUCAAAAGAAAUCAGAAAAAAAUGUGUAGACCUCCACAAGUCUGGUUCAUCCUUGGGAGCAAUUUCCAAAUGCCUGAAGGUACCACGUUCAUCUGUACAAACAAUAGUACGCAAGUAUAAACACCAUAGCUGUCAUACCGCUCAGGAAGGAGACGCGUUCUGUCUCCUAAAGAUGAAUGUACUUUGGUACGAAAAGUGCAAAUCAAUCCCAGAACAACAGCAAAGGACCUUGUGAAGAUGCUGGAGGAAACAGGUACAAAAGUAUCUAUAUCCACAGUAAAACGAGUCCUAUAUCGACAUAACCUGAAAGGCCGCUCAGCAAGGAAGAAGCCACUGCUCCAAAACCGCCAUAAAAAAGCCAGACUACGGUUUGCAACUGCACAUGGGGACAAAGAUCAUACUUUUUGGAGAAAUGUCCUCUGGUCUGAUGAAACAAAAAUAGAACUGUUUGGCCAUAAUUACCAUCGUUAUGUUUGGAGGAAAAAGGGGAACGCUUGCAAGCCGAAGAACACCAUCCCAACCGUGAAGCACGGUGUGGCAGCAUCAUGCUGUAGGGGUGCUUUGCUGCAGGAGGGACUGGUGCACUUCACAAAAUAGAUGGCAUCAUGAGGAAGGAAAAUUAUGUGGAUACAUUGAAGCAACAUCUCAAGACAUCAGUCAAGAAGUUAAAGCUUGGUCGCAAAGGGGUCUUCCAAAUGGACAAUGACCCCAAGCAUACUUCCAAAGUUGUGGCAAAAUGGCUUAAGGACAACAAAGUCAAGGUAUUGGAGUGGCCAUCACAAAGCCCUGACCUCAAUCCUAUAGAAAAUGUGUGGGCAGAACUGAAAAAAUGUGUUCGAGCAAGUAGGCCUACAAACCUGACUCAGUUACACCAGUUCUGUCAGGAGGAAUGGGCCAAAAUUCACCCAGCUUAUUGUGGGAAGCUUGUGGAAGGCUACCCGAAACGUUUGACCCAAGUUAAACAAUUUAAAGGCAAUGCUACCAAAUACUAAUUGAGUGUAUGUAAAUAAAAGCUGAAAUAAAUAAUUCUCUCUACUAUUAUUCUGACAUUUCACAUUCUUAAAAUAAAGUGGUGAUACUAACUGACCUAAGACAGGGAAUGUUUACUAGGAUUAAAUGUCAGGAAUUGUGAAGAAAUUGGAGUUUAAAUAUAUUUGGCUAAGGUGUAUGACCAAACAAAAUGUGUGUGAGUUCCCUCACUUUGAUCACCAGGGUGCAGGAGUGCUUCACUAAAAUAGGUACAGUGCAGGUUUGUGUGUGACAGUCUUGUUAUAACUAAGCCCCCCCCCCCCCCCCCCCUCCUCUCUUCAAUAGGAGCCUAGUGGUCUAGAUGCUAUCCCCUCCUCCCUUCUCCCCCCCUCCCUGAGGCCUACCCCUGUCCCCGUGUCUGUCCCUGUCCCCGUGUCUGUCCUGUCCCCCUCAGCCCCGUCAGUCCCCUGUCUGGCCACCCUACCUGCAGGACCAGUCAAGCCCAGGGUUUGCCUCCAGGACUUCAACUUCCUCAUGGUGCUGGGAAAAGGCAGCUUCGGAAAGGUACUGGAACACACAUGCACCUGCCUGUAGACACACUGUAAUAAACGUAACACACCUGCCUGUAGACACACUGUAAUAAACGUAACACACCUGCCUGUAGACACACUGUAAUAAACGUAACACACCUGUCUGUAGACACACUGUAAUAAACGUAACACACCUGCCUGUAGACACACUGUAAUAAACGUAACACACCUGCCUGUAGACACACUGUAAUAAACGUAACACACCUGUCUGUAGACACACUGUAAUAAACGUAACACACAUGCCUGUAGACACACUGUAAUAAACGUAACACACCUGUCUGUAGACACACUGUAAUAAACGUAACACACCUGUCUGUAGACACUGUAAUAAACGUAACACACCUGCCUGUAGACACACUGUAAUAAACGUAACACACCUGUCUGUAGACACACUGUAAUAAACGUAACACACCUGUCUGUAGACACACUGUAAUAAACGUAACACACCUGCCUGUAGACACACUGUAAUAAACGUAACACACCUGCCUGUAGACACACUGUAAUAAACGUAACACACCUGUCUGUAGACACACUGUAAUAAACGUAACACACCUGUCUGUAGACACACUGUAAUAAACGUAACACACCUGCCUGUAGACACACUGUAAUAAACGUAACACACCUGUCUGUAGACACACUGUAAUAAACGUAACACACCUGUCUGUAGACACACUGUAAUAAACGUAACACACCUGCCUGUAGACAUGAUGCAACACAAUCAAAAGUACAGGUAUGGCAGAUAGUGUUACCUGCAAUGUCACUGCCCAGUAUUGCCCCUUGGGUCUAAUUGAGUUGAAGUUGAAACGCCAUUAUUAUCAUGACAGCCAUUCUAUUAGAUACUGUAUUGAACAUAAACCAUGACGAUUACACACACACAUUAUUAGCAUCAUUAACAUUGUACUAGCCGUCCUUCAGAUAAGACUCUCAGUGGUCACCCAACUCUUGUUGUUAACCCCAGUGCCCUGGCUAAACUCCCAACCUGGCACCUCACAAUAUCAUGGCCACCUAAUCAUCCCCUGCUGCCAGUUGGCUCUUCAACCCCUUUCCCCUGGGUCGUUGGUCCUGGUAUUGAAUACAAGAUUUUUCGGUAGGCUACUUUACACACAUACACACACACUUACACCCACACACAGACAGACACUCCAGUCCAUAAUGUACUAUUUUAAGGGACAUUUGGAACUCCAUUUCAUGUGAAAUCCUUUUGUUCUGUUCAUAACUGGCAGAUAGUCUACAGAGGAAUACACGCUUACGUAAGAGAAAGAGAUACGACCCAAGAAAGGAGAGACAGACCCCUGGGCCGCAGACAGAGAGAGAGAGAGAGAGAGGGGGGAAAGUGAGAGAGAGGUGAGGGAUUACUGUACUGCAGCUAGAGACUAGUGACAAAGGAAUAGAGGGAAAGAGAUCAAACGUAAAGGAGAGAGAGAGAGAGAGAGCGAGCGAGAGAGAGCGAGAGAGAGAGGGAGAGAGCGAGAGAGAGGGAGAGAGAGGGGGGAGGUUUGAGAGAGAGAGAGGGGGAGAGUGCAACUGCUUUUGUAGCACUGUAAUACCUUGAACGAUUAUAAAGCCUAUAUGAAUUAGAAUUUCAGAGACAGGGUAUUACGUCUUUGACAGUGAGAUGGAGAGAGAGAAGGAGAUUGACAAAAAUCUUUUUAAAGAAAAAACACAACAAGAGUGUGAUUUCAUGGAAUGAGGGACAGAUAUUGUGGAUGUAACAUUUGAAAAUACUGUAGUAUGGUUUUGUGAUAAAAUAUGUUCUUGUGCAUAGUUUCUCUGGUCACUUUCGGUGGAUGAUCUGAACUGUGUGUGCAGAGAUGUGUGUCUAAAGCAUUGGUUUUGCUUGGCUAUGUAACAAUGUUUUCACACAAAGCUAGACUGUCUUUCUGUGUGUCAGUCUGUCUUUCUGAUUGUCAGUUGGUCAAAAGCACCCCCUACCCUAACUUCAGCUUCCUUCCUUCCUUCCCCUCCCUCCUCCCUCCCUCCCUCCCUCCCCCUCCACCCCUCUCCCCCAGGUGCUGCUGGCUGAGGAGAGAGGGAGUGAGCGGCUGUUUGCGGUGAAGGUGUUGAAGAAGGAUGUGCUGUUUCAGGAUGAGGACACAGAGAGUGCCAUGGUGGAGAGGAGGGUUCUGGGACUGGCCAACCGCCCCCACUUCCUCACAGCACUCUACUCAGCCUUCCAGACAGAGGUGUGUGUGUGUGUGAUGGAGCAACGUGUUACCACAAUUCCUUCCUGGCAGUUUGCAACAAAGUCGUUAAACUACAUUCACUACAUGUAACCAUAUUGUACACGCAUAUAAUUAUGUCUGUCAAUCAAUCAUGUAGAAUAAGCACUGUUCAGUCAAUGAACAACCAUCAAAAUGUCAGUGCUUUAAACUAUCAGGUCCUAAGUUUAAGACAUUUAGGUAAUUCACCUUUUAAUGAUAUUGGUCUUAGUUGACCCAGAUCUGUGUUUAAAUGAAUGAAUGAAUUAAUUAGCUUGCUUCCCUUAACGAGGUCAUUAGUCCUAGAGGAGGGGUUAUUUGAGAACAGAUUGCUUUUUAAUUUUGACUGGAGGGGAAUUACAUAAUGUGUGUGUGUGUAUGGGUGCGAGCGCGCGCCCGCACGUGUGUACGCGUUUGUGUGCGCGCCCAUCCGUGAGUGUGAGCAUGCGCAUGUGUGUGUUUUUGCAUUGUCUAUAGUGGCCAUGUGUGUGCAAUGUCCAUAUGAGGCUAAUUUUGUGUGUGUGUGUUUGUGUGUCUGUGUGUGUCUGUGUGUGUCUGUGUGUGUCUGUGUGUGUCUGUGUGUGUCUGUGUGUGUCUGUGUGUGUGUUGAAAUCAUUAGGAGAGGGCCAGGGCAUUGGUACUAGUGUUCAUGUGUCUGUGGUCUUAUCUGUUUGCUCCCUCAGGUCAAACAAUAAUUAGGUGGAGUAUUUGACUAAAAGGUCCAUUCAUUUGCCAAUCAAGAACCAAUUUGUGUGUGUGUGUAUAUGUGUGUAUUUUUGUUUCCCUGGUAACAGCAUCAUUAUUUUCCAUCACACAGGACCGUCUGUACUAUGUGAUGGAGUAUGUCAACGGAGGAGACCUCAUGUUUCACAUCCAGAUGGUUGGCAAGUUCAAAGAGCCUCACGCAGCG
Messenger RNA from Coregonus sp. 'balchen', 11135 nucleotides. Lineage: Eukaryota; Metazoa; Chordata; Actinopteri; Salmoniformes; Salmonidae. The record is from the annotation of a GenBank genome assembly.